AUGAUCUCUGAGUUCUUGAGAUCACAGUCUGAGGUGUCUGCAUCCCAGAGGACUCAUCAGUCAAAAAUCAAGUAUGACUGGUAUCAAACAGAAUCUCAAGUAAUCAUUACACUUAUGAUCAAGAAUGUUCAGAAGAAUAAUGUAAAUGUGGAAUUUUCAGAAAAAGAGUUGUCUGCUUUGGUGAUACUUCCUUCUGGAGAGGAUUACAAUUUGAAACUGAGACUUCUUCAUCCUAUAAUACCAGAACAGAGCACAUUUAAAGUACUUUCAACAAAGAUUGAAAUUAAAAUGAAAAAGACAGAGGCUGUGAGAUGGGAAAAGCUAGAGGGGCAAGGAGAUGUGCCUAAACCAAAACAGUUCAUAGCAGAUGUAAAGAACUUAUAUCCAUCAUCAUCUCAUUAUACGAGAAAUUGGGAUAAAUUGGUUGGUGAGAUCAAAGAAGAAGAAAAAAAUGAGAAGUUGGAGGGAGAUGCAGCUUUAAACAAACUAUUCCAGCAGAUCUAUUCAGAUGGUUCUGAUGAAGUGAAACGUGCUAUGAACAAAUCAUUUAUGGAGUCUGGUGGUACAGUUUUGAGUACCAACUGGUCUGAUGUAGGUAAAAGGAAAGUUGAAAUCAAUCCUCCUGAUGAUAUGGAAUGGAAAAAGUACUAAAUAAAUUAAUUUGCUAUCACUGUAUUGCAUAUAUUCA
This is a messenger RNA of Neogale vison (American mink), 688 nucleotides long. RefSeq names its product protein SGT1 homolog. The record is from RefSeq and is a predicted model, not a curated record. The coding region runs from base 1 to 651 and encodes 216 amino acids. NCBI's taxonomy places the organism in Eukaryota, Metazoa, Chordata, Mammalia, Carnivora, Mustelidae. The transcript has 2 exons. Gene Ontology annotation, biological process: protein stabilization. Gene Ontology annotation, molecular function: protein-folding chaperone binding.